Molecule: messenger RNA, 963 nt
Organism: Dioscorea cayenensis subsp. rotundata (Guinea yam)
Lineage: Eukaryota; Viridiplantae; Streptophyta; Magnoliopsida; Dioscoreales; Dioscoreaceae
Product: protein GLUTAMINE DUMPER 3-like
Exons: 1
Coding region: 236-733 (165 amino acids)
Biological process (GO): regulation of amino acid export
Source: RefSeq, a predicted model, not a curated record
CCACAUUCCAUUCCAAAGAUGACACCAAAUACAAAACACCUCUAGGCUAUAUAUACACACAACAUCAAGCAUCUUCACCUCAUCCUCCAAACACAACCAGUACCACUCCUCUCCUUUGCUUCUUCAAUCUUCUCCUCCUUCUCCAACUCAGCCAAAAAAAAAAAAAAGGUUUAGAAUUCACUCAAUAACAAACAUCACAUAUAUCUCUAGUGCUAGCUAGCACAAUUAAUUAAAUAUGAGAUCAGAAUCAAGCUUUGAUGCAUGGACAAAGCCAACAACAUCACCAUCAUCACAACCAGAGGUGCACCACCACCAGAAGGCACACUCGACCGGGUGGCACUCUCCGGUGCCGUAUCUCUUCGGAGGCCUGGCAGCCAUGCUUGGCCUCAUCGCCUUUGCGCUUCUCAUUCUUGCUUGCUCCUACUGGAAGCUCUCUGGCUACCUUGAUGGCACUGAAAACACAACUCAUGAUGACGACCGCGAGAUGACCAACAUGAAGCAAGAGAUGAUCAAAACUGUCACACAACAAUGCUCAGAGGUGAGGUUGGUGGUGAUCAUGGCCGGAGAAGAGAAGCCUACCUUCUUGGCCACUCCCAUUAAUUCAAGCCGUGCUGCAUCAUCAUCAUCUUCUUCUUCUUCUUCUGGUGGAGGAAAGCUGUCUAAGAAUGAGAUGGAGGUCAAAGAGGAGAAGAUGGAGAGUAGUGAUCAUAGUGGUCCGAGAGUGGAGCCAUAGCUGAUGCAUCAUCAAGUUAAUUUUAUGAUCUUUCUCACUGAGGUUCUUUUCUAAUUAUAAGUCUUUGUGAGUUGUUUUCAAGCUUUGUUUUGCACCAGAGUUUUGCUUUGAUUUCUGGUGUUGAGCACUUUCUCUUUUUUCUUUUCCUUUUUCUCUCUGUCUUUCUUUUUUGUACAUGUAUAUUUGUGCAUUGAUUCCAAUGAAUAAAUGGAAGAGUAGAUUGUGUGUUA